GGAGGCGGCAGCGGCGCAGCGGGCAUCUGGUGCAGCCGGGACGGAUGGAGACGGCAGGAGGGGCCGCCCCCCCGGAGCUGACCCAGGAAGCCCCCAAACUGGAGGGGCAGACCCCCAUCACCCUCUCCAUGCAUGGGCUGGCAGAAGAGCCCCAAAGCUGUCCGGUGGAGGAGGAAGGAGGGACCCCAAUCCCCACCUCAGGGCUGCUGCAGGUUGCCGAGCGCCGGCAACCCCUGAGCAGCGUUUCGUCUCUCGAGGUGCAUUUCGACCUGCUGGACCUCACGGAGCUGACAGACAUGUCUGACCAAGAGCUGGCAGAGGUCUUUGCCGAUUCCGAUGAGGAGAAUGUAGCCAGAGAACCCACUGCUGGACUGCAUCCCCACUCGACCCCCAGAGCUGGCUACCUCCGCUCGCCCUCCUGGACGAGGACAAAAGCUGAACCGGGGCAUGAGAAGAAGCACCUCAGCGAUCCUGAGCUCCAAGCAGACCCUUUCCUGGCUGUAGAAAAGCCAAAGGAGGAGUAGGGGGGGGGGGGGCAGGAGCCCCUCCCAGGAGCCAACCUUCACUCUUGCACUGUCAUUUGGAAUUCCUCCUACGGGACGUUGGCAAACUGCGCCUUGUGCCAAGAGCCCCCCCUCCUCCUUGCCCACCAUUUAAUUUGCCAACCUCCUUUCAGGCCCCAGCCCCCCCCCCCCCCCCCCCGGCUGGGCUGCCUAU
Notechis scutatus (mainland tiger snake) is the source of this 717-nucleotide messenger RNA. The record is from RefSeq and is a predicted model, not a curated record. Lineage: Eukaryota; Metazoa; Chordata; Lepidosauria; Squamata; Elapidae.